This is a messenger RNA of Coffea eugenioides, 1503 nucleotides long. Its product is annotated as premnaspirodiene oxygenase-like. The transcript has 3 exons. Gene Ontology annotation, molecular function: monooxygenase activity; heme binding; oxidoreductase activity, acting on paired donors, with incorporation or reduction of molecular oxygen. NCBI's taxonomy places the organism in Eukaryota, Viridiplantae, Streptophyta, Magnoliopsida, Gentianales, Rubiaceae. The record is from RefSeq and is a predicted model, not a curated record. Bases 1 to 1503 code for a protein of 500 amino acids.
AUGCACAACCUAGUUGGUGGCCUUCCACACCACAUUCUUAGAGACUUGGCCGCAAAAUAUGGUCCGCUCAUGCACCUUCGCCUCGGUGAAGUUCCUGUUGUGGUUAUAUCAUCGCCCGACAUGGCUAAAGAGAUUCUAGUCUCUCGUGAUCCUGCUUUUGCUGCAAGGCCCCAUACUCUAGCCAGCAAAAUCAUCUGGUAUGACCAUCAAGAUUUGAUCUUUGCUCCUUACAGCGAUUAUUGGUCGCAAAUGCGUAAGAUUUGCAUGAUGGAUUUUUUCAGUGAAAAGAAAGUGCGCUCCUUUACAUUUAUUUUCCAAGAUGAAAUUUCCCAACUUACAAACUCGAUUCGGUCUUCUGAGGGAGUAGCAAUAAAUUUGACGGACAAGAUUUUUGCCCACGUAAGUUCGAUGAUCUGUAGAGCAGCAUUUGGUAGAGUGUACAAGGAUCAGGAAACCACGAUUCAGAAUUUGAAGACAGCAAUUGCUUUUGCAGCUGGAAUCAACGUAGCUGAUUUCUUUCCAUCCCUGAAACUGUUACAUGCCAUUACGGGAUUGAAGCACAAGUUGCAAAAGAUGCACGAUUACUUGGAUGAAGUUCUCGAGAAUGUUAUCAAGCAACAUAAGGCGAACCACGCAAGUGGGAAAAUGGGUAACGCUGAGUCGGGAGAUGGAGAUGUUAUUGAUGUGCUACUACAACAACAGGAGAGUGGCAAAUAUCAGAUUCCGAUAAAAGCUGAAAACAUAAAAGGUGUCCUUUUGGAUAUCUUCGCUGCUGGAUUGGACGCAUCAUCUGUUAUAAUUGAAUGGGCAAUGUCAGAAUUAAUGAGGCAUCCAGGGAUUUUGACCAAGGCACAAGAGGAACUACGACGAGUUUGCAAGGGUAAGAAAACGAUCGAUGAGGAUGACGUCCAGAACUUGAAAUACUUGAAGAUGGUGGUAAAAGAAACUCUGAGGCUUCAUCCAGCUGCUGCUUUUAUCCCAAGAGCAACUGCAGAAAAUUGUGAGGUAAAUGGAUAUAUCAUACCGGAGAAAGCCCGCGUCUUAAUCAAUAUCUGGGCAAUAGGGAGAGAUCCUAAAAACUGGGACGACCCAGAAAAUUUCAUGCCUGAGAGAUUCGAGCAAAAAUCAGUUGAUUAUCUUGGAACCCAUUGUGGCUAUAUCCCGUUUGGGUCUGGAAGGAGACUAUGCCCAGGAAGUACGUUAGGUUUAGCCACUGUGGAGCUCAUGCUAGCACAUUUACUUUACCACUUUGACUGGAAACUUCCUGAUGAGAUGAACCCCAAGGAUUUGGACAUGGAUGAGGUUUUUGGAAUAGGAAGUACGUUAGGUUUAGCCACUGUGGAGCUCAUGCUAGCUCAUUUACUUUACCACUUUGACUGGAAACUUCCUGAUGAGAUGAACCCCAAGGACUUGGACAUGGAUGAGGUUUUUGGAAUAGGUAUAGCCAGGAAAAAUGCCCUGUGCCUGGUUGCGAAAGCAUACGAUCCUUUCCAGGAUCAGUAA